Messenger RNA from Rhododendron vialii, 4554 nucleotides. RefSeq names its product translocase of chloroplast 120, chloroplastic-like. Gene Ontology annotation, biological process: protein targeting to chloroplast. The transcript is spliced from 2 exons. Lineage: Eukaryota; Viridiplantae; Streptophyta; Magnoliopsida; Ericales; Ericaceae. The record is from RefSeq and is a predicted model, not a curated record. Gene Ontology annotation, cellular component: chloroplast outer membrane. Bases 382 to 4044 code for a protein of 1220 amino acids. Gene Ontology annotation, molecular function: GTP binding; GTPase activity.
GUUCUGCAAAACACCACCUGUUCUGCAAAACAGGUAAACCUUUCCCCCAACCUAACCAGUCGACGUCAUCCCCUUUCACGUUUUCUUACCCGAUACAAUCGAUGAAACCUCUUUAUCCGCAACUCACCUCCUCAAUACACAAAUACUGGGCGGUAGAAUUCAAUUGAGGAGAGAGUAAUCACAACAAUCCUCGUCCCACUGCGCAAUCCUCUCUCUCUCUCUCUCUACAGAGCCGGGUUUUUUGGGACAGUGAGGACCCACCUAAACUCUGAGUGUAUGUAACCACCCACAAGGCCUUCAAAUUCACGGUUAGUUCUAGUAGCAACUUUUGAACAUUGGGCUACCCUUCGGAUUCAGCGAAGAGUUGGGUAGUGUUUUGUGAUGGAAAAUGGGGUUGGGAUUGUUGAUGGGUCUCAUUUGGGAGAGAAGUAUACGGAGAAUAACGAGGAUUGGGAGUUGAGAGAUGAAAAAUGGGCUGAGGUUGUUGGGUCUGAUGAAUCAAAGGACUCAGAAGGAGACGAAUUUUUCGAGGAGGCAGUCGGGUCUGAGAUAGCUAGAGUUCAUUCAGAGGAUAUUGUUGUCAAUGGAGAUGAUGAUGUCGAGAAGGUUGGACGAUUGGGGGGUGGUUCUUUGGAGUUUGAUGAUGAUUCAAAUGUGGAAAAUGAAGUUGAGAAGCUUGAUGAAGAUAUUGUUGUUGACCGAGAUGGUGGUGUUGAGAACGUUGCACAAAUGGAGGGUUCUUUAGGGUUUGACUCGAAUGUGGGAAAUGAAGUUGAGGAAUUUGAAGAGUCAGUUGAAGUUCCUAUUGCAGUUGGUAAUCAUGAGGGGGAGCUACCAAUUAGCGUUGAAGAUAAGUUGGAAGGUGUGGAAAAUGGGGAUCCAGUUGAUGAGGCAGUGGAGAAGGAAGUCAUUGAUGAGGAGAGUUUUGUUGAGAAAGUUGUGAGGGAUGAAUUGAAUCAAAUGGAGAUUGAUGCUACUGCUGCGGGAGAUGGAGGAACUUUGAAAAACUUGAAUCAGGCGGAUGAGAAGUCUGAUGUAAUGUCUGAGAAGUGUGAAAAUGGUAAUACAAAUAUUUUGAACUUGGAAGGAAGUCUGGCUCUUGAAAACUCAGAAAAUGGCUGUGCAAACAAGGAGACAGAGCUGGUUGAUAAAGAAUCACCAUCUGGGGAUGCCCAAAUUGUACUAGGAGGUGAGUCUGAGUCUCAGCCGGAGGUUGGUUCCAUUGGAGAGGUUUUGGAUCAAGCUGGAAAGUGUGAGGAAGUGAAGCCAACUUUGGGUUUAUCUGAUAGUCCAGACGUUGAAUCUUGUUUGGUUAACUUGGAAAACGAACGUGAUAAGAAUGAAAAACCAAAGGACAUGGCUACGGUUGUUUUGGAAAAUCAGGAUGACAGGAGUCCGGAACUGAAAAAUACUUCAAUCACUAAAUAUUUAGACCAACUUGGAACUAGUAUGAAAGCCGACGAUACACUAAAUACUUCUUUCGGGGCAACUGAUAAAAUUUUGAAGGUUGAGAAAUUGCCUGCUUCAGAAGAUUCUGUGGUGAAGACUGAUGAGAAGAUUCAGGCCGGUCCAGCUAAUUUAGAAGUGAAAGAGGUUGAGGAUUCUCAGUUUCUGCAUGGGACUAAGGAUGCCAAAGCUUCCAAUGGUGUGGCCAAGGGGUUUGAAAACAAAGGAGAACAAGAUGAGGAGACCAAACAAAGUGCUCGAGGGAAUAGAGAAGGGGACACCAAACCUGAAGCAAAUGGUUCUGCCUCUUCUACAAAACCUGCAAAUUCCAAGCCUACAUUUGUGCGUCCAGCUGGCCUAGGCCACACCGCCCCACUAUUGGAACCUGCCCCUCGAGUUGUGCAGCAGUCUAGGAUGAAUGGAACGUUAUCUCAGAUGCAAAAUCAACUCAUUGAGGACCCCACAAUGGGGGAAACUGAGGAAAACGACGAGACACGUGAAAAACUCCAAAUGAUAAGGGUGAAAUUCUUGAGACUUGCUCAUAGGCUCGGGCAGACUCCCCACAAUGUUGUGGUGGCUCAAGUCUUGUACAGGCUAGGGCUAGCUGAACAGCUGAGAGGGAGAAGUGGGGGCCGUGUUAAUUCCUUUAGCUUUGACCGCGCGAGUGCAAUGGCAGAGCAGUUAGAGGCAGUUGGGCAGGAACCCCUUGAUUUCUCAUGCACAAUUAUGGUUAUUGGAAAAACGGGGGUCGGUAAAAGUGCAACCAUUAAUUCCAUAUUCAACGAGGUUAAGUUUGGCACCAAUGCUUUUCAUCUGGGUACAAAGAAAGUUCAGGAUGUUGUCGGAACUGUAGAGGGGAUCAAGGUACGUGUAAUCGACACCCCUGGCCUUCUACCUUCGCCGUCAGACCAACGCCACAAUGAAAAGGUCCUGCACUCUGUGAAGCGGUUUAUUUCUAAAACGCCCCCGGAUAUUGUUUUGUAUCUAGAUAGGCUGGACAUGCAGAGUAGAGAUUUUGGUGACAUGCCUUUAUUGCGCACAAUCACUGAGAUAUUUGGGCCAUCGAUUUGGUUCAAUGCAAUUGUGGUCCUAACUCAUGCGGCAUCAGCUCCACCUGAGGGCCCUAAUGGCACGACUACAAGUUAUGACGUGUUUGUCAACCAAAGGUCUACUUUUGUCCAACAAGCGAUUCGGCAGGCGGCUGGGGAUAUGAGGCUUAUGAACCCUGUUUCUUUAGUGGAAAACCAUUCGGCUUGUAGAACAAAUAGAGCUGGACAAAGAGUACUACCGAAUGGUCAGAUUUGGAAGGCCCACUUGCUAUUGCUUUCCUUCGCGUCCAAAAUAUUGGCUGAAGCAAACACACUUCUAAAGUUGCAAGAUAGUCCUCCAGGAAAGGCAUUUCCUACUCAAACAAGAGCACCUCCUUUGCCUUCUCUCCUCUCAUCGCUUCUCCAAUCAAGACCACAGCUGAAACUUCCGGAAGAGCAGCUUGGUGACGAUGAUACCUUUGAUGAUGAGCUGGACGAGCUAUCAGACUCCGAGGAUGAGUCACCAUACGAUAGGUUGCCAUUUAGACGGUUGACGAAGGCUGAGUUGGAAAAGCUCACAAAAGCCCAGAAGAAAGCGUAUUUUGAGGAAAUUGACAAAAGGGAACAGCUUUUUAUGAAGAAACAGUUGAAGGAAGAGAAGAAGCGGCGAAAGAUGAUGCAGAAAUUGGCAGCUGCAGCUAAGGAUUUGCCAAGUGACUACGAUGAAAACGUAGAAGAUGAAAGCAGUGGUGCAGCAUCUGUUCCAGUUCCCAUGCCUGAUUUUGCCUUGCCUGCUUCUUUUGAUUCCGAUAAUCCAACUCAUCGUUUUCGCCACCUUGAUUCUCCCAACCAAUGGGUUGUGAGGCCUGUUCUAGAUAAUCAUGGGUGGGACCAUGACAUUGGUUAUGAAGGCGUAAAUGUAGAAAAGCUAUUUGUUGUUAAACAAGCAAUACCUGUGUCUUUCUCUACUCAGGUUACAAAGGAUAAGAAGGAUGCCAAUCUCCAGAUGGAAAUAUCUAGUUCAGUGAAACACAGCAAGGGCAAGGCAACUUCAUUAGGUUUUGAUAUGCAGACUCUGGGAAAGGAUAUGUCUUAUACUUUACGGAGUGAAACAAGGUUUAUUAAUUAUAGGCGAAAUAAGGCAACAGCAGGUCUUUCAGUUACUCGUUUGGGUGAUGCCUUGACAGCAGGAAUGAAAAUUGAGGACCAGUUAAUCAUUAACAAACGAUUGCAUUUGGUUAUGUCUGGGGGUGCUAUGACGGGUCGUGGUGAUGUUGCUUAUGCCGGCAGUUUGGAAGCCACUUUGAGAGACAAAAAUCAUCCUUUCGGUCGUUCGUUGUCAACUUUUGGGCUUUCUGUUAUGGAUUGGCAUGGAGAUCUUGCUAUUGGAGGAAAUUUGCAGUCUCAGAUUCCUAUUGGACGGUUUACAAACUUGAUUGCACGUGCCAGCUUGAAUAAUCGGAAUUCUGGGCAGGUUAGUAUUCGGUUGAACAGCUCAGAACAGCUUCAAAUAGCUUUGAUUGGGCUGCUACCUCUUGUCAGAAAGCUACUAGGUCAUCCACAACAAUAGGGGUUUGGACAGUGAUGGAAAUUAAGUCAUGUAUGCUGCAGCAGCUGUUCGGUGAUCGAAAUGACUUCCAAAUACUGAGUGUAACCAUGCUGCAUGAACCAGAUGCCGCGUGAGAUGGGCCUUGACAUGCUUGCGCCUUGGUGGGACAGUAGUAGCUUUGGCCAUUGUCCUCUUCCCAGGUUCCUCUGCGGGUUUGGAGGUGUCUAUGGUCGCGCCCAGGGCAAAUAUCAACUCUGUCAAUCCUCUUCCCGCCCUUGGCUUAGGAAAAAAAGACAAAGUGUAACUAUGCUGUUAAUUUUUUUUUCCUGUUCUCAAUGCUUUAGUUAUAGCGGUUUUAGUUUUCUUGUUAGAUAUUUGCAUUUCAGUGUGAUCUUUUUCCUGUCGAGCUUAAAUAUUGACAAAGGGAUGUUUUCUCCCCCUGUCAUUAUUUGAUUAUGGGUGUGGAAUAAUUUCUUCUUUUUGGUAUUUUGGCAGUUCUAGUUUCUAUGAAAGCCUCUUGAUUCAAAAUAA